AUGGCUUACUGUGGACCCUCUUGUGCUGUGCCCACUUGUUACUCCGCCCCAAUUGUUGGCUUCGGAUCAGCUGGUUCCAGAGGUCUUGGGUGUGGAAGUCUCGGCUAUGGGGGUCUCGGUUUUGGAGGUCUUGGCUCUGGAGGUCUUGGCUCUGGUUUAGGUUCUGGCUACGGAGCUGGCGGCUUGGCCGAAUCUGCAAGAAACCUGGGCACCCUGGCCGGAGUCAACCCACAACCCAUCAACCAGGUCCCAGCAUCCGAGGUGCUCAUCCAGCCACCUGCAGUUGUGGUCACCAUCCCUGGUCCCAUCCUCUCCGCCAGCUGUGAGCCUGUCGCCGUUGGAGGCUACAACCCAUGUGCCCUCGGAGGUAUCAGAGGCUUGGGUGCCGGUUAUUACGGAGGCCGCCUGGGACGACUCGGUCGCCGUGGCAGCAUCUGCUCUCUUGGUCGCCGAGGUAGCAUCUGCAACCUCCCCUGUUAA
Molecule: messenger RNA, 480 nt
Organism: Ahaetulla prasina
Lineage: Eukaryota; Metazoa; Chordata; Lepidosauria; Squamata; Colubridae
Product: chorion class B protein B.L1-like
Exons: 1
Coding region: 1-480 (159 amino acids)
Cellular component (GO): intermediate filament
Molecular function (GO): structural constituent of cytoskeleton
Source: RefSeq, a predicted model, not a curated record